This is a messenger RNA of Ectocarpus sp. CCAP 1310/34, 296 nucleotides long. Lineage: Eukaryota; Phaeophyceae; Ectocarpales; Ectocarpaceae. The record is from the annotation of a GenBank genome assembly.
AUGUGGAGAGUGCUGAAGAAGAUGACAGAGUGUACGAAAAGCGCGGUCAUGCUAGACGGAGAACUGUCUAAAUUCUUCGACAUUGAGCAGGGGGUCCCACAAGGUUGCACGCUGUCCCCAACAUUGUUCCAGGUGUUCAUCAACGAUCUGUUGGAAGUCGUAGAGGCAGUCCGGAAGGGAGUAAAAGUAGGGGACACGGCAACUUCGGUGUUAGGAAUGCCGUUUGGGAUGAUUUUGUCGGUAUGUCGGACACCCCUGAGGGACUGCAACUGCAAAUUGACGCGGCGAAGAAGUUU